Limanda limanda (common dab) is the source of this 6092-nucleotide messenger RNA. RefSeq names its product calmodulin regulated spectrin-associated protein family, member 2b (gene camsap2b). The coding region runs from base 1 to 4476 and encodes 1491 amino acids. Gene Ontology annotation, cellular component: microtubule minus-end. Gene Ontology annotation, biological process: negative regulation of microtubule depolymerization; cytoplasmic microtubule organization; neuron projection development. NCBI's taxonomy places the organism in Eukaryota, Metazoa, Chordata, Actinopteri, Pleuronectiformes, Pleuronectidae. The record is from RefSeq and is a predicted model, not a curated record. Gene Ontology annotation, molecular function: calmodulin binding; microtubule minus-end binding; spectrin binding. The transcript is spliced from 21 exons.
AUGGGAGAUGCGGCAGACGACCGAGGGAUGAGACGGACCUUCAUCGUCCCCGCCAUCAAGAGCUUCGACCACUACGACUUCACCAGGGCCAAGGUCUCCUGCAGCCUGACGUGGCUGGUGGCCAAGGCUUUCGGCUCGGAUGCCGUACCAGAGGAGCUCGCUGAGCCUUUCUACAGGGACCAGUAUAACCAGGAGCACCUGAAGCCACCAGUGGCCUGCCUGCUCCAGUCUGCAGAGCUGUACUGCCGGGCUGGGAGCCUGAUCCUCCGCAGCGAUGCCGUCAAACCUUUGCUGGGACACAACGCUGUCAUCCAGGCCCUGGCUCAGAAGGGCCUGUACGUCACCGACCAGGACCGACUGGUCACAGAGAGAGACCUGACCAACACGCCUAUAAACAUGAGUUCCCACCUGGCGCUCAUUGAUACCCUGAUGAUGGCGUACACCGUGGAGAUGGUGAGCGUGGAGCGGGUGAUGUCCUGCAUCAACCGGUACUCCUCCGCUGAACCCUCCCGCGGUGACGGACACCUCCAGGAGCUGCCUUAUGACACAGAGGAUGCAAUCACCACCUGGAUAAAUAAGGUGAACGAACACCUAAGAGACAUCCUUGUGGAGGAGCAGAAGCUGAGAGACACAUCCGUCCAGGAGUCAAACACAGGAACACACAAAGCUCGCUACAGGAGGGAGUAUGGCCAGCAGAGGAGCGCUCCAUCGCUCCCCCUGGUGGACAACCUUCUGAAGGACAACACAGACGGCUGCGCCCUGACCGCCCUGCUGCACUUCUACUGCCCACAGGCCAUCAGACUGGAAGAUAUCUGCCUCAAGGAGUCCAUGUCACUGGCUGACAGUUUGUACAACCUCCAGCUGGUGCAGGAGUUCUGCAAGGACAACCUAAACCACUGCUGCCACUUCAGCCUGGAGGACAUGCUCUAUGCACAUGCGUCCGUAAAGAGUAACUAUCUGGUCUUUAUGGCUGAGCUCUUCUGGUGGUUUGAAGUGGUUAAACCCUCGUUUGUGCAGCCCAGAGUCUUCGACCCUGACGCCUGUGAGCCGGUGUCCUCUAAGAACAUGGCUCCUGUGUCCAGUCCAGUCAAACAGAGCUAUGCAGACAGAGCCGACAGUCCGGAGAACAUUCCUGUUGAGGGUAUAAUGAAGAGAUCUACCUCCAUGUCCUAUGUGGAUGGAUGUGUCGGGACGUGGCCCAAAGAUAAACGCUCCUCCUCUCGUGGAAUCUCCUUCGAGAUCCCUCUGGACGGAGACCCGACGUUGCCACCCUGCGAAGGCCCCUCCCUCCGGGGUAUGACACGCUCGGCCAGCAGUGACGGCCUUGGGUUCAAAGUUCACUAUGCACCCCGAGGAGGCAUGAAGCGCCACCUCUCCCUCGUCCCCGUCAGUGUCAACGGCCAGGGCAGACACAUAGAGGAGGAGGACGAGGACUUCACCCCCCACAAACCCCUGGGGCGCAACAACACCUUCUCCCUCAAGAACCAAAGCAGGUAUUCCAAUGGAGACCUCCCAGACAGCAACCACAGCGGCCAAAUCAGCCCAUCGACCCCUCCGAGCAUUGAGGAGGCCCUGAAGAUUAUCCACGACACAGAAAGGCCUCAUGCUAGCCUGGGUGUAGGGGACGGAGACAGUUGCUUCUUUCUCCACAGUGCGGAGCCUUCGAACCCUCCAGGGGCCCAAGGUCAAGGGGAGGACCUGGGGUCAGCUAAGGCUCGACUGAAUGACCACGACGCCAACUCCUUGUCCACCGAUGAAGUUGACACGGGCAUCCAUGUGAGGACAGAGGACAUCCAGAGCUUGGACGAGGACUCCUCCUCUUUGAGAGACUAUUCAGACAUAGACCCAGACUGUGAGCCCAUGGCCAGGUCGUGCCCGCUCCCCGAGCAGCCAGACAGGACGAAGAGCAGGGAAGGAGGGACCCAGGCAGCCGGUGACACUAAUCCUGACAGUGAGAUGGGAGACGGAGGAGACCGGAACCACCCCUGCCCCAGCUCUGCACCCAUACUCCACAGAUCUCACACUCUCAGCCCCACCUCGUCCACUGCCGGCUCUGGAGGAGGCAUGGUGAGGAUGACGAGUUUCGCAGAGCAAAAAUUCAGAAAGCUGGAGGGGAGGAGUAGUGGAGGAACCACGCCAGAGAGCACCGAUCUCAACGGACCGUACACACAACUCACGAAAAACAUCCCUUCACAGAUCUCUACGCCUCCUUUGCCCAUCACAUCCCCCUCCCCAGUGACACCUUCCCCCAGAGACCCAUCCCACAUUAUAGCCUCAGAGAUGAUCCAGCUCAGGAUGAAGCUGGAGGAAAAACGCAGAGCCAUUGAAGCCCAGAAGAAGAAGGUGGAGGCAGCUUUUACUCGCCAUCGCCAGAGGAUGGGCAGAACAGCCUUUCUAAAUGUGGUGAGGAGGAAAGGAGUCACCGCCCCCCUCAGCCCCGGCUCAGGCGGAGCAGAAACACCUUCCCCCGAGCUGCUCACGCCCUCAAAGCAAAGCGACCAGGGCAGCAUGGAUCGGGCAGAGAGAUGCAAACCAGACGGAGCAGCUCCGAAAUCCCCCUGUGAGGAUGGCGGCGGUGCGGCUCAGGGAGAAAUCGAUCUUGCAGAAUACACACGCUCCAUCGAGAGGCUGAACACGUCACUGGGUUUCCUGCAGACAGAAAUGCAGCGUUUGGCCCAGCAGCAGGAGAAGAUCAUGACCAUGAGAGACCAGCAGCAACAGUCCUGGGUCAUCCCUCCUCCUGCUCCAUCUCCGCACAGGCAGCUCCGUGAGUUGCGCAGCAGCAGCGUAACAGGCCGAGGCUCGGUUGGGUCUUUGUCUCCCAUCCUGUCUUCUACCAGCUCCCCCCGUGUUCUCAAUCGCUCCCCUGCUGGACUCAAGCGGCGGCCAGCCUCUUUCCAUGCCAGGACCCCUCGGACUCCACGGCCCAAUGAUCUAAAAGUCACCCCCUUUAGCCGAAUGCUCAACACCCCCACUUCGGUGGACAGCUUACCCAGACUGAGGCGUUUCACUAGCAGCCAAAGCCAGAGCUGCUCUUUUGCCUACAUGAGCAACGAUGAGGGAUCCUGGGAAAAAAAUAACCAAGAGGCCAAGGAUGACAAAGAAAACAGUGACGUCAAAGAGGAGACGGCGGGAAAGAAGAGUGCUGCCACUCAUCAGCCUCCAACUAAACAGACAACCAAAGAGAAGGCAGGUGAGCGACCGGUGGAGAAGAGAGAGGCCGAGCAGGCUCAGUCAAAGAGUGAAGCCAAACAAUGGAGGACGUCGGAGGUGUUGCGUCAGCCGACGUCUGAGAUCCAAGCGGCCGCCGGCAGCCGUGCCAGAGCAGACCCUCGGGGUAGGGGAGACCCUCGGGGCAGGGCAGACCUGGUGGAGGUGCCUCUGUCUGGGCUGGAUCCCCCAGAAGGCCACAGCGGGCAGGCCACCGGAGGGGGGGAAAACGGAGGAGACGCUUACGGUGACGAUCAGAAGGUCUGCUGUGGAUUCUUCUUCAAGGAUGAUGUGAAAGGGGAGGAGGACAUGGCAGCAAAGAAAGCAGCACUGCUGGAGAAGAGGCUGAGGAGGGAGAAGGAGGCUCAGGAGAAGAAGCAGCAGCAGGAGCUGGACCAGGAGCAGGAUAAGGAAGCGGCACGACUAAGAGCGGAGGAGGAGCAGCAGAAGAAGGAUGACGACAAAGCCAGGAGGGACUACAUCAAGCUGGAGUAUCUGAGGAGGAAGCAGCUCAAACUGAUGGACGAUAUGGACGACGUCAUCAAGCCUCGAUCAGGGAGUCUCAAGAAGAAGCCACGUCCUAAGUCCAUCCACAGGGACGUCAUGGAGCCGCCGAACCCCCCCGUGAGAGGGGUGCGACCUCGAGGCUACUCCGUGUCCAGUGUGUCUUUGGCGUCUCUCAACCUGGCUGACAACGGUAGAGACCAGCCGGAUAACAAGAAGAACAAUAGGCCGGACUCUGCAGAAGGUUUUUCUUCUUGUCCUUCGGCCGGUAGUCGCAAUGGAGAGAAAGAUUGGGAGAAUGAAUCCACCACCUCCUCCACUCCCUCCAACGCUGAGUACACAGGACCCAAACUCUACAAGGAGCCAAGUGCCAAGUCCAACAAACACAUCAUCCAGAACGCCCUGGCUCACUGUUGCCUGGCUGGCAAAGUCAACGAGGGGCCGAAAAACAAGAUACUUGAUGAAAUGGAGAAAUCGGAAGCCAAUAACUUCCUGGUGUUGUUCCGUGACGCCGGCUGCCAGUUCCGGUCUGUGUACGCCUACUGCCCAGAGACCGCAGAGAUCACCCGACUGGCAGGCAUCGGGCCCAGGAGCAUCACGAUCAAGAUGAUCGAGGGCCUGUACAAGUACAACUCGGACAGGAAGCAGUUCAGCUUGAUCCCAGCCAAAACCAUGUCUGCCAGUGUGGACGCCAUCACCAUAGCCAGCCAUCUUUGGCACACCAAGAAGCAGAGCACGCCCAAAAAGCUGCACACCAAGUAGCAGCAGAUGGUCUAGCAACAUUUGGACAUGGUCCUCUGAAAAGAACAUGGAAGUAUUUGUGGACUUUACUGUUUCGUUAAAGGGACACGUGUUAUAAAUCACAACUGGAACGUCGAGCACAAGUGGGCUUCUCAGACAAUGCAGAGCUGACAGUCAGGACUCUGUGUACUUGUGAGCAUGUGUAUCAAUGUUCUUGUGUGCCAAAAAAAAAGACAGGCGGACCAUUGCCUUACCUAGUUGAACCACUGAAGCACUGAAUGUCACGCCUCCUCAAGAGGUCGUUUGGUUUCUAUAAGUUGAACAUGUGUGGCCUUAUGCUUACUUUGUGUCAUUUGGAUGCACUGUGUGUGUUGGUGUCUUUUUGUCAGCGCCUGUUGAACAAGUCUGUUGUUGUGUGCAGGAGAGGCUGUUGUGUACACACAGAUCUGGGAUCAGAUUAUGACCCCAUCUGUGGACAUUUAAAGGGCGGCCUGUCGGAUCUGUGAUCAGGUAGACGCAGCAUUUUUAUGAUGAGAGUUUUGCUGCUAUAAAAGCAUGUGUUGGGUUUUUUUAUACUUGUGACUGAAAAACGUAUGAACAGUUCCAAUUUGUGUAUGUGUGUGUAAAGUGAAGUGCCAUGAAGAGCGAGGAAAAUACCUCAGUCUGCGUUCGCAAUUACUUUCCAAAAGGGUCAAGUGAUGAGAUUAUUGAGCGGAAGCAGAACCACCAGGUAAUUCUGCGAUAGUCUCUUAAUUUAUUAUCGAAGAUAUUUAAAAAAAAAAAAAGAAAGGGUGUUUCCGAUUUUCCUUAGAGAAACAUAAAAUACUCUACAUAUAUAAGUUGAAUUAGUUUGUAUAUAAUGGCAGUUCCACUCAAAAGUCAGCUUGUAGUAGCUUUUGAGUAGCUUUUUUUAUAAUUUAUACGUGUGUCGGUAUGUCGUCGUUUGGGGCCUUUUGUUGUUUACGCAAAUGCAAAAACAAGUGCGAUCACUCGACGGUAUCACUCACGAGACUAUCACCAGUAUUAGAAUAGACGGAAACCCCUCACUGUCCCUUCAUGGACGUGUGCAAUGACCUAAGAGUAAUUCAAAUAGCCACCGCUGACCGUGCUGGAGUCACAAUUAAGUACUACACACUCAAAAUGUCACUUUAAUGUGGAUAUUGUCUUCACCAUUAGAUCUCCCUUCAGAGUAUAGUCCACAUUUGUAAAUAAAUUAAUUCACCUAUGAUAGCACUUCUCUGUCCACCUUCAUCAAGUCUGAUCAGAGAUUAGGACUGUCAUGCUUGUUACUCCACUUUUACGUUACUGUUACAUCUGUUAUCAUGUGUUCAGUCUUCAGUGUGUGUGUUAACACUGUACAGAUAUAUUUUGGCAUAAAGAAGUAUUUUUUGUAACGCCAUUUACCUGUUGGAGGUUGUGAACCUAUGAAGCAGCAGUGGAAGGACGUGUGUUGAGAGGGUGUGGCUGAGUGAGCGAGGUUUAUAAAGUCUUCAUGAGGCUUUAUCGUGGUGUUGUAUGAAAUCCAGUGUUAUACUGAGAAAAUCAUUCUAUUUCCUUUUCAAACUCGGAAUUUAUUUUCUCUUUCAUUUAACUAAAUACGCUCAACUUUUCAUGGAUUUUUGUUGUUUUUCUAUUCC